ACUGCCGAAUGUACCUACAGCUAGUUCUUUUUUUUCAUGCAGAAAUAAUGUCUAGCAGCUUGUUAAAUUGGAAUAUCCAUUUACAAUGCCGGGCAAAGCUGUCAAUUAAGGAAUUUCGUAGCCAAAGUUCCAUGGUAUAUGGCAUUUCCUUCCGAAAUUGUUUGCAAAGUGAUGCUUCAAGAACUUUUAGGUUGUUCUGUUACAAGCAAUGUAACUCUUUCCAAGCCCCUUCUAGUUACUGCAAUGGCACAAAGAGAACUCCAGUCCAUUCGUGCUUGCAAGAGAAUGUUACAAAGUACUUUGACUUUAUAAUUGUUGGAAGUGGUGUUGCCGGAUUGAGGUAUGCUCUUGAAGUUUCAAAACAUGGAUCUGUUGCUAUAAUUACCAAAGCCGAGCCUCAUGAAUGCAACACAAAUUAUGCACAAGGUGGGGUUAGUGCUGUAUUGUGCCCUUCAGAUUCUGUAGAGAGUCAUAUGCAUGACACAAUUGUUGCAGGAGGUUACUUGUGCGAUGAAGAAACAGUAAGGGUUGUUUGCACAGAAGGUCCAGACAGGAUUAAGGAAUUAGUGGCAAUGGGUGCAUCAUUUGAUCAUGGAGAAGAUGGCCAGCUUCAUCUUGCAAAGGAGGGGGGUCAUUCUCAUCACAGGAUAGUUCAUGCUGCUGAUAUGACCGGCAGAGAGAUUGAACGGGCCUUACUAAAAGCUGUGGAUGAUGAUCCUAACAUAUCCACGUUUGAGCACCAUUUUGCCAUAGAUUUACUGACCUCACAGGAUAAUGAAGAAAUAUACUGUCAUGGCGUGGAUACUUUAAACACAGAAAUACAACAGAUAGCACGCUUCAUAGGAAAAGUGACAUUGCUUGCAUCCGGAGGAGCUGGACACAUUUACCCCUUGACCACAAAUCCGCUGGUUACUACAGGAGAUGGGAUUGCUAUGGCACAUCGUGCUCAAGCUGUGAUUUCUAAUAUGGAAUUUGUGCAGUUCCAUCCAACAGCUUUGGCAGAUGAAGGCCUUCCAAUGAAACCAAUGAAGAAGAGGGAUAAUGCUUUUCUAAUCACAGAAGCAGUCAGAGGAGAUGGAGGCAUUCUCUACAACAAGUCCAUGAAAAGAUUCAUGCCUUUGUAUGAUGAACGAGCUGAACUGGCCCCAAGAGAUGUUGUGGCCAGAAGCAUAGAUGACCAGCUAAAGAAACGGGGUGAAAAGUAUGUGUUCCUUGAUAUAAGCCAUAAGUCACGGCAACAAAUUCUUUCACACUUCCCUAACAUUGCUGCAGAGUGCCUCAAAUAUGGGCUUGACAUAACCUCCAUGCCCAUCCCUGUCGUUCCUGCAGCACAUUACAUGUGCGGUGGCGUGCUUGCUGGGCUUCAUGGGCAGACUAACAUAAAGGGCUUGUAUGUAGCCGGUGAGGUUGCCUGCACUGGCUUACACGGCGCAAACCGGCUUGCGAGCAACUCGUUGCUUGAAGCACUUGUCUUUGCAAGAAGAGCAGUCCAGCCUUCAGUAGAGCAUAUGGCGCACCCGACCGUUAACACAAAGCAUUUAGACAUUUGGCCCCAUCCAGUUCUCUCAGAAUCCCUUAAGGAUUGCAUUGUUGAGGAUAUAAAAUUGAGGACUAGACAGAUCCGAGGAGAGUUGCAAUCAGUCAUGUGGGAGUAUGUUGGUAUAGUACGGUCGACGAACCGUCUGAAGAAUGCAGAGUGGAGAAUUGCAGACUUGGAGCUCCAAUGGGAGGAAUUCCUGUUUCGGAGAGGGUGGAAGCCAAUGAUGAUCAAUUCUGAAGCUUGCGAGAUGAGGAAUCUCUUCUGUUGUGCUAAGUUGGUCGUGAGAAGUGCGCUUGCAAGGCAUGAAAGCAGAGGCUUGCAUUUUACGGAGGAUUUUCCAUAUGUGGAGGAGAGUAAGAGGAAGCCAACGAUCAUAUUUCCAACUUCUGCUGCAAAGCUCACCUGGAGCUCGCGGCAAGUUCAUAAGCAAUUGCAGUGCUAAGAAUUGCUGGUUCCUUUUUACACAUUGAAGUCCUGCACAAGCUUGCUGUUGGGUAUUCAAUUGAAGCUACUACUGUAGAAGCAUGGAGGUAAGGAAACACUGCUUUUACAAGUUUGGUUGUGAUUGCAGGAUCCAUUAUGUUGCAACUGUACAUUUUUUUUUUUAAAUUCAGAACUAUGGAAAUAUAUGAUUUUUAUUUUUAUUUCUUCUUCGGUUGAUGGAAUGAUCAUAUCUUUGGUGAAUUA
Dendrobium catenatum is the source of this 2227-nucleotide messenger RNA. RefSeq names its product L-aspartate oxidase, chloroplastic. The transcript is spliced from 7 exons. The record is from RefSeq and is a predicted model, not a curated record. Gene Ontology annotation, molecular function: L-aspartate oxidase activity. NCBI's taxonomy places the organism in Eukaryota, Viridiplantae, Streptophyta, Magnoliopsida, Asparagales, Orchidaceae. Gene Ontology annotation, biological process: NAD+ biosynthetic process. The coding region runs from base 9 to 1982 and encodes 657 amino acids.